AUGGAUACCGCGGUGCGACAGAUAAUACUCGCAAUGGCGCUGAGCAUGGCCACGGUAUUCUGCGAGCCUCCUUUAUCCAAUCAAUAUGGCGUGCCUGAAAACUUCGUGGGCGGAAACUCCCAUGGGAACCAUGGUGGAGUUACGAACAGUUACGGGAGUCCCCUUGGAGGAGGUCAUGACCUUAAUCAAGACUACAUCGAUAGCCAGCCAAAGUCCUACGAGUUCGGGUACGCCGUGAAGGAUGCAGCUAGCGGAAACGACUUCGGUCGGAGAGAGACGAGCGAUGGGGACACCGUUCGGGGAGAAUACAGGGUUCAACUUCCGGACGGACGGACGCAAAUCGUGAGUUACACAGCAGAUUGGAGGACUGGGUUCCAUGCCGAUGUGCGGUACGAAGGGGAGGCCUCUUACCCGGAACAGUACAACGCCAACGGCAACAAUGGUUACAACAACAACAACAACGGUGGCAGGAGCUAUGAUUUCAAUGGGAACGCCAUAGACGUCGGCUACAACGGCGCAGGUAAUCAAGGUGGCUACAACAACUACCAGGGCAACGGGGCGAACUAUAACACUGGAUACAAUCAGAAUUACCAAUUCGGCUCGAAUUCGCUGGACAAUGGGUACAAGAACUACGGAGGCUACUCGGGCAACUCGUACGGCUCGAACGAUCCUUCGCCCACGUACGGUACCCCGACGUUCCAUUAA
Messenger RNA from Orussus abietinus, 705 nucleotides. RefSeq names its product pro-resilin-like. NCBI's taxonomy places the organism in Eukaryota, Metazoa, Arthropoda, Insecta, Hymenoptera, Orussidae. The coding region runs from base 1 to 705 and encodes 234 amino acids. The record is from RefSeq and is a predicted model, not a curated record. Gene Ontology annotation, cellular component: extracellular matrix. The transcript has 4 exons.